GGCAAGCCUAGCCCCCAAAACAGUGAUUGAAAAGGAACGUCAUCUGUCUCAUACAGUUAGCUUUAGCCAACAUUAGCAAAGGCGUUCAAAACGACUGUGUUGAUUUUUGAAACGACUGUCCGCGGGACGGUUAUUUAUUUGGUGCUUCCUGACUCAACAGUGCGAAACAUGUACACUAAAGCCUUACUCCGAUGCAGAGACAUGCUGAAAGGAGAACUGAUCGUGUGAAAUGUUGGCUAGCGUAAUCCAAGCUAGCUGACGAGCAGGGGCCGAGAAACGAAAGUGGCUAACAUUAACGAGAGCUAAGCCUAUCAUAACGACUCUGGCCACUUAAACAUAGCUGACAGUUAAACGACAAGAAGAAGGACGGACGGGGAUACUUCCUACCCUACAAAACAGGUAGCAGUGGGGGCAGAGCCAUGGGUGCGUUCCUGGACAAGCCCAAGACAGAGAAGCACAACUCACAUGGUGAGGGCAAUGGCCUGCACUAUGGCCUGAGCUCCAUGCAGGGCUGGCGGGUGGAGAUGGAGGAUGCUCAUACAGCUGUUUUGGGACUUCCUGCUCCUGGUAUGACUGACUGGUCAUUUUUUGCUGUGUACGAUGGUCAUGCUGGCUCAAGGGUUGCCAACUAUUGCUCUAAGCAUCUCCUGGAACACAUCAUCGGUGCUAGCUUAGUGGCCAAGGCUACACAAGGCUCCCAGGCUGGUUCAGACAGUUCCACCAGUGACCCUUCAGCACCAGUUCCUCAUACAGUGGAGGCUGUGAAAGCUGGAAUCCGGACAGGUUUCCUGAGGAUUGAUGAGCACAUGCGCAGCUUCUCUGAUCUUCGAAAUGGCAUGGACCGUAGUGGCUCCACAGCAGUGGGAAUCCUCCUUUCUCCCGAGCAUUUUUUCUUCAUUAACUGUGGUGAUUCUCGAGCUGUUCUUUACCGCAAUUCAAAAGUGUGUUUCUCUACACUUGACCACAAGCCUUGUAACCCACGUGAGAGAGAGCGCAUCCAAAAUGCUGGUGGCUCCGUGAUGAUUCAGAGGGUGAAUGGGUCACUGGCUGUAUCAAGAGCCUUGGGGGACUACGAUUACAAGUGUGUGGAUGGGAAGGGCCCCACGGAGCAGCUGGUUAGCCCUGAACCAGAAGUGUUUGAGGUGAUUCGGGCCCCGGAACAGGAUCAGUUUGUAAUCCUGGCGUGUGAUGGCAUCUGGGAUGUCAUGUCCAAUGAGGAGCUGUGCGACUAUGUGAAAUCCAGGCUUGAGGUGUCAGAUGACCUGGAAAGAGUCUGCAAUGAAGUGGUGGAUACCUGCCUGCAUAAGGGGAGUCGGGAUAACAUGAGUGUUGUGCUAGUGUCUUUGCCCAACGCUCCCAAAGUGUCAGAGGAAGCUGUGAGGAAAGACGCUGAGCUCAACAAAUAUCUGGAGUUGAAGGUUGAAGAGAUGCUUUCUCGAGCGGGAGAGGAGGGGUUUCCAGACUUGGUGACGGUGAUGAGGAACCUGUCCACCAACAGCGGCAUGCCUCCUCUACCACCAGGGGGAGGUCUUGCCAGCAAACGCAGUGUUAUUGAAGCAGUCUACAGCCGUCUGAACCCAUACAGGGAGGAAGAUGCGAAUGCAGCUGACUUGGAGUAUCAGUGGUAGCUGUCCAGCACAACUUUCUGAUCCAGCAAAACAGGACCACUUUUCCACACAAGAUCACAUUCAUAGUCACCUUUCCUCUGGGAUUUUUAUUAUUUUAAUUUUUUUCCUUCACACAGAGAUCAAUCAAAGCAGAAAUCCUGGUUUUAGAAACACAACACACCCAACUGAGAGGACUGCAAAAGAGAUUUUUUUUUAUAUAUAUAUAGAACAAAAUGGUAACAAACAAGAACAACUGCAUCAAUUGUGAAAAAGACAAAAGGCAUAUACAGUGUAUACAUCAUAGGAGGGGCAAACAAGCACAGAAUCUUUUGCCCCUCGUCUUCUUGCUUUCCUUGAAGUUGUUCUUUUGAUUGUGGAUCGAUGGAGACACAGGAGAAGUCCUGCUCUGAACACUUUGGGGCGUUGGUGCCUUGCUCAGAACUGAAAGAGAUGGAGGACCUUACAACAACCAGCCACAGCCAAAAUGCCACUUGUGAAUGUCUUUCAGAUUAGACUUUAGAGGUUUGUUGGCUGCAUUUUUUUGGCAUUAUUUAUUUUGAAGUGUGAACUUUUCUUGCAGCUGACUGGUAGCUGAUCGACAACACAAGCCUGUGAUUCCCACACAUACAGGCAUUGCUAGGAAUCAACCAAGGCCCAACACUUCCCCUGCACCCAGCUCGUCAGAGAACACCUCACCAAACUCAGAGGUUUAAAACUCCCAAAGACCUCUGAGUUAAGGCCUCAAAUUCAGCACCAGAGAUCUCCAUCACUGAGGCUACACCUGAACACAGGGGAAACGCUCCUGAGAGAACCAAGUCUGUGCGGCAACAAAUGUCAGUUUCGUCCAAACUAAAACAGGACAUGGGCUGGUGUGCCUGGCUGAAAAGGAAUUACAUGGAAUUAUACUGACUUCUUGCACAUCCCUGCUCACUUUCUCUCCUUUUGUCUCGUCAAGGAUGCUAUUCAACAGUUGUUUUUUCACUCCCUCCAUCUCUCAACUACUGUUUCUUCAUAUGACAGACGAGACUCAACGAACAUGGCCAGAAUCCAAAGCCUGUGAGCCUGCUGUUUUUUAAGAGAUAGAAACUUUGGGCGUUGACAUUGGCAAAAGGACCCGGCCUCAUGCACGGGGCACCAUUUGUUGUGAUUACAGUUGAUCAGCUAUGGCUAUCAAAAUUCUUUAAAAAAAUAAUUUAAAAAAUACAAAAACAAUAUAAUAUUAAAUAAUAUCUUUAAUUAAUAUUAAAGUCACCUCACGGCACCACGUCCCAUCAAAGGAAGGGAAAUGAUAGCCAAUUUACAAUUCAGUCUCAUUUAUAAUACACUAUCUGUUAAUUUGGAAUUAUGAUUCAUAAUUAAAUUAAUAAUUUCAACCAAAAUCACCAUAUUGGUGGUUAGCAUAGGUUGAAGGAUUUGGAGUUCUCCCGGUCAUAGGUUGGCAAUACUCACUCUUAUGCAACAUUAAAUAGACCAGACUGUAUAUUUAGAAACACUUAUUUUUACAUUACAUUCAUUUAGCUCACGCUUUUGUCCAAAGAGAACAAGUAGAAACAAGAAUAUCUAAUCUAACAAAUAUAAAUAUAUACAGGUCUGCGUAUGUGUGUCUGUCUGUUUGAGUGCACAGAGUAGAUGCCAGUUUCUAAUGGUGAGGUCAAUGGUCUGAGAAGGCCUAGAAAUAAGAUGGCGGUAAACAAAUAAAGGCAGAAUCCAAGGUGUCUACUCGACCACAUGCCGUGCUUCUCUGAUAAGGCCAUUUGGUGUAGGACAAACAUGCCAGGUUAAAAGAGGGUUAGUUACAAGAUACGAACAACAAAUUCACAUCGGAACAAAUAUAAUAACAUCAUGUUUACACAUUGAAUCCAAUCAAUACAGUUCUACCAAAGUUAAACAUUCCUAUCGUGUUAUGCUAUGUUGUGACCAGGUUACGUUACCAAGUCCAUGGAAAAAGAAGAAGGUCCUUUCAUUUGCUGUUUGUGUGUCCAGAAAUGUUGUGGGGUUUCAGUGUCCUUCUUCUCCUUACAGAGUGUGGUCGACCUCAACUGCUUGGUGGCUCCUGUUGCUUAGAUCAGCUGGCAAGACUUAAGAUGUAAAACCAGACUUAACUGCCUUGGUUGGUCCUUAGGCAGGCCCCUUGUGUCACUACCUUUGGAAGUGGUAGCAAUCUGCAUUAGUCAGGCCUGCAUGGAGGUCAGGAUCCUCAGAGAGCAGAUGGGCCUUCCCCAAUGGGGGAGAAGCAGAGAUGUUUACUCUCCGAAGAGAGCAGGAGAAAGAUCUUUACUCCCCAAAGGGAGAAGAGAGAGAACAGGGGGAGCGCUGGGGUUUUAUAGGCCUCGUGGGACACGUAUGACCAAUAGUAGCUGGAGUUUGGAGAAGAUUUCAUACCCAAGGUGUGAUAAGGUGAAAAACCAUGGGAGUCUGAGUUUCUUAGUGUUUUCCUUUGUCUUUGGAACAAAUAGUCACAUGGUCAAAUCAUUUUCAUGAGGCACAACAUCUAUAGUUUUUAUUAAAUUUUUUGUUUCAUUUUAUUUUCUAGCCAUUGUUUUCUUUGUGGCAUAAUGUAUGUGACCCAAGUGUAAAUAUGUGUGUCUCUCUGUGUGUGUCCAAGUCCAAGAUGUGCGCACAGUUCCCACAGAGCAAUGUUCCAAAGACAUGGUUGGAGAUAAACUGAUUCCAGCCUCACCUUUUUCUUUCUCCUCUCAACACACUGUAUCUACAAACAAUCUUGCCUGUGCUACAACUUGUCUUCUCUGUCUUUCUCCUCUGUUUAAAAAAAAAAAAAUCCUAUUUUGUUUUGAUUGAAAACCGCACAUAACAAAUGUUUUCAGAGUACUGUGGCUGUCGUCCUAUUACACAUGGAUAAGGAAACGCCAAGGACGUUGGAAAGAAAUCUAUGUUGUAGGCUAGAAUGUGGGAGAGAAGUAGGUUUUUGGUGUUUCACUCUGGAAAGUAAAGGAGGAAGACGAGGACAGAAGAGAAUAGGCCCUACACCCAGAGCUGUGUUCACACUGUCAAUGAAAUUCCUCUCCUGAAUUUUUCCAGUUACCUUCAUAGACUUUGCCUCAAAGGCACAUGGUGGUUGCUGGGAAAGCCCUGGUUUGACUCUUUGGAUUUACCAGCAAUCUGUUUCAUUUCUGUCAAUCAUUGAAACCUCAGAAAAAAUAUUUGUCAGAAAUGAACUCUUCAGUAUUUUGAAACAAAUGUGUUGCAUAGGCAUACUUUAGGGUGUGUAAUUUUAUUUAUGUAGAUGAAUUAAAAAAUGGGCUAUAAAUAUAUACACAACUGUAAUAUACACUCUUUUCAAUCAUUCAAUGGCAAAUUAUUAUGCUUUUUGAAGUGGCAGUAUUGAAAGAGAUUAGGCCUACAAGGUGUUUGCUUGCUGGUUAUUGUUCUUGUGGUACACUUACCCUUGGUGCCAUAUGACAAAUAGGUACUUGAAUGUGUAUUUCUUUUGCAGUUGCGCUGUUUUGAUAGGAUGAUUGUUUUGUUUUUUUCUUUGUGGUGGAGGGAGUGGGAGGGGUGCGAUCUCUUUAGUUGUGCAUGUUUUGUGAUUGAGGGAAGAGUGUAUUUUGUGUGUUAGUGGGAGAUGUAGUGGGCUGGUGGAUGUUCAGUGUGGUGGAACACAAUGUAGAGAGGAAGGUUGUAGCAAAAUCACGAGAAAAAAGUAGACUGAAAUCCAGCCACUCAGUUAUUUUUCUCAAGCCCCAAAAUAGUUAAAUAUUUACUGCAUCUGAAUGAAAUUAUCUUCAACUCUUUUAUUUCACAAGGUCAUCAUAUGCAGUGACUUUAAUGUUAUAUAAGGUUUUACCACACUGAACAAAACCCUAAGUUUAGGUUUAUGUUUAAUUUAUAUCUGACACUGGGCAAGGAGAGGAGUGAAGGGGGGAGAGACAUUUAUUUUUUGGAAUGUAACUUUUCAUUAUUCACACUGAUUCAACUGCAUGGACUAAACACAAGCAACAAGCAGCAUCACAUCACAUUUUCUCCUCAUCGGUCGUCUAUUUUCAGGACAAGGUCUCUUGGGAAAAGAAAAUUACUAGAUAUAUUCAACAUGGGAGGACUUUUUAGAGGAGACUUUGGAGGUUUAGCGAUACCUCAAUGAUUUGACCCUGACUUGUUGCUUUUGAUUUAAGGACAUGUUUUUUAUGAUACAAAACAUAUUGUCUCCUGAACCUGUCAAUUAUUCUGGACUGGCUGGGUCGAUGUGAUUGUGAAAACGACAGAAGAGGGGCCACCUCCUUCUAUGGUCUCUGGUCACUCGUUAUACACACUGUCAAAAAUUAUUGAAAUGUAUUAUUGUAAUGAUGAAUUCCUCACUGGUUUUAUUUAUUCCAAUCCUUUUUAGCUCCUAUGAAUAUGUUCUUUUGAAGACAGAAUGAUGUAAUGAUUGGCUGGUUAGUGAUUUAGAGUAAUUAUGACCCACUCACCUUCAUUUUUGACCUUUGAUAAUACUAAAAGACCAUUCACCAUCUCUUCUUCUUGUAUUAAUUUGCCAGUAUGCUAUUGUGAUGUUACAGACCAUACAAUAAACAUAAACGUGAAAAUAAAAUGGAAUUAAGUUUAAA
This is a messenger RNA of Scophthalmus maximus (turbot), 6169 nucleotides long. Its product is annotated as protein phosphatase 1B. NCBI's taxonomy places the organism in Eukaryota, Metazoa, Chordata, Actinopteri, Pleuronectiformes, Scophthalmidae. Gene Ontology annotation, molecular function: manganese ion binding; magnesium ion binding; protein serine/threonine phosphatase activity. The coding region runs from base 420 to 1628 and encodes 402 amino acids. The transcript has 6 exons. The record is from RefSeq and is a predicted model, not a curated record. Gene Ontology annotation, biological process: positive regulation of canonical Wnt signaling pathway; protein dephosphorylation; negative regulation of canonical NF-kappaB signal transduction. Gene Ontology annotation, cellular component: cytosol; nucleus.